Molecule: messenger RNA, 2920 nt
Organism: Acanthopagrus latus (yellowfin seabream)
Lineage: Eukaryota; Metazoa; Chordata; Actinopteri; Spariformes; Sparidae
Gene: rcvrn2
Product: recoverin 2
Exons: 4
Coding region: 1877-2458 (193 amino acids)
Molecular function (GO): calcium ion binding
Source: RefSeq, a predicted model, not a curated record
GUCCUAAAUGCAGGUAUUUUUAGAAGUGUUGAUUUCUACUAUUUACAAAAUUUCACGUUACUGCAAUGUUUUCUAUUCAUAACUGCCUGCAAAAUAAAUAAUAACAAAAAAUAAUGUCACAUUUAAUGUUGAGAAGAAAUGUAAGAACAGCCUUUUACAGUAUGACAAUGUAAUUUUGAUUAUUUUGUCUUUAGUUGGCUUUUAGAUUAUGCUUAGACACCCACGGUACAUGUUUCCUCAACUUGUCCACGAGGAGGAAAACAUUUCAGAAGUGGCCUCAAAUCCUCGCUCGCUCCAGGUCGAGCAUUAGUCCAGCCGAGGGUACAGGUCAGAUGUCAGGGAUUGAUUUGUGAAGAGGAGGCGGUAAUUCUGUUGGCCGCGGCACUCACAGGAUGAUGAUGACGGUAAUUGGCUAAGGAUUGGUUGGAUUGAGUGGGACGGGGCGGGACAUUGGUAAUCCAAUAGACGGACUCACUGAGCGUAUUUAUGGAACAAAGCAAAUCUGUCUGCAAAAGCAAAGGCGUGAGUGAUAAACAGAGUGUGUUUAAGAAUCGCUAUUAAUGUCAAUAAAGUCUUACCAACGCCCCCCAUUUUUACGCUUGGUCAGUCAACAGUCAAGACAAUAAAGAUAAUACGCGCUGACGAAAAACUAAACAGGCUUGACAUAAAUGUGUCGAGAAGUGAUUUUGAUGUGCACGAUCACUGUGACCCUCCCUGUAGGAUAAAGGCUGUCAACAAAACACACACAGGCCACAUACAAAGAAGGACUCAGAGGACUACGACUGAGUUAAAAAUGAAGGUUGCAAAUGAAGUCAAAGUAACAAGUGUGUCUAUUAGUGUGCAUCAGGGUGUAAAAUAGGACCCUUUCGGUGCACCAGGCAUCAUUUGAGGAGGGAAAAGUCAAAGGCUAAAAAGAAGAGGAAUUUGGCAGCGCUCCAACUAAAUCAGAAUUUGGGAAGGUAAGAAUAGAGGGACAACACUUCUAAACAGUCAGUCCAGUAAAAGAAGCUGAAAAGAGGGCAACAUCACAGCUCAGGCAGGACAGCAUGGAGGUCAGGGGAAAGACGGCAGUUAAGGUGAUGUGAUGGGGCGUCAGUGGGAUUGAAGGUAAAAGGUGGGCAGCAGGAGAGGGAGUUAAACUGCCUGGACAGAUGGCAGUCUGAAAUUAGAUGGCGGUGGUCACCUAAACCUCUUGAAAGUUCACCACUGAAAUAGCAGAUGUGCUCCUGGAGAGGCUAAAGUUAGCUCUGGGGAAAAAAACAACAACAGAGUUUCCUUGAAAAUGUUUAUCUGAUCGGCCAGUUAAUGAAAGCAACCUUGACGUUUUAUAUCAUUCCGUUUACUUUCAAAUUAAUCUUACUUCAUGAAGUGGGUUUAACCACAAGGACACAGUGAAAAGCAUGAAUCUCUGUUGACUGAUCAGAGUUGAGUUAUUAAGGAAGUGAGACCUUUAACGUGUUUGAUGCACUACAACAAGAUACAACUCUCACGGCUAUAAAUUCUCACUGUUUAUAAGUCAUGCAACAGAGUAGUGAACUGAGCCCUGGAGAUCCUUCUAGACGUCCUGAUAGAGAAAAUUAGGAUUCAGGGGCUCAUUUUAGUCACGAGCUCAGCCACCCUAAAUCCCGUAUUAACAGAAUUAUCCUAGUCGUCCAUGGUAGGAGUGCGUUUCCCCCCCUGCCCUUCUUAUCCCUCACUGUCUUACUGCUCAGACGGACACACUCAAUACUCCAGCCAUCAUCUGCCCGUGCCACACACAGGAGACGUCAAGCCAGCAGUAAACGAAGCAGCUCAGGUGGCACAGGAGAAGAAGAAACUCACUUGCCGGUGAGUUUUGUCAGAGAGACACGUUGCUAAGACACUGAAAGCAACCACAAUGGGAAAUACCACCAGCAGCGCAAUAUCAAAGGAGAUCCUGGAGGACCUGAAGCUCACCACCAAAUUCACCGAAACUGAAAUCAGCCAGUGGUACGAGAACUUCCAGAAGCAGUGCCCGACGGGACGCAUCACACCAGAGGAGUUCGAGCAGAUCUACAGCCGCUUCUUCCCCGAGAGCGACGCCAAGAGCUACGCACGGCAUGUGUUCCGCUCCUUCGACACCAACGACGACGGCACCUUGGACUUCAAGGAGUACAUCAUUGCGCUGCACAUGACCUCCACCGGGAAGACGACCCGCAAACUGGAGUGGGCCUUCUCGCUGUUUGACGUGGACAAAAAUGGAUACAUCAACAAGACAGAAGUGACGGAGAUCUGCCAGGCCAUAUUUAAGCUGAUCCCCAAGGAGGAGCAGUGCAAGCUACCACAGGAUGAGAACACACCCGAGAAGAGAGCCGACAAGCUGUGGUCCUACUUCGAAAAGAAAGACAACGAGCGACUGGCCGAGGGCGAGUUCAUCAAGGGAGUGAUUGAAAAUGAGAAUGCAAUGCGUCUUAUCCACUACGAACCAAUCAAGCAGUAACUCGGUCCUAUUUUCAGCAACCCCCCCUCACCUUCUUUUCUCUCGGUAGAUUCUUUCCUCCCCUCAUCCUCUCUGUGUAAAUACUGUUACUCCUCUGUGUCUUGCUCGCACCAACUUUUCAGUUUAUGUCAUGUGAUUGUUUCACCUAUGUUUGUCAAAGCAUUCAUCAAAUAGAGGAUAAAAGAGGCCAGUUGCAGCAAGAAACACAUACCGCUAAACAGAAGAAGCUUCAUGGUGACUUUGUUGAUGCAAUACAUAAUAUACAAUUAAAAUAUAUAUAUAUACAUAUGAAGGAAGUGUUUGAUAAAUAUGUUCCUGUUGAAAUGGUUCAAAUUGAUUUUUGGCUCCUGAAAAAUGUACGUUAUUAAUUAAAUUAUAAUAUAGUACGAUACUUGAUUGUUAGCUCUUUUUUUUUACAGAAUGGGAAAUGUCUUAAAGGGGUCCUAGCUCUCAAGUGUAUUA